GUUUGGGCAUAUAAGAAAGUCGCCCAAGAACCGGUAAACAUUUUCGUGCGAGACGAAGCGCGAGCAAGACCGAGUCGGAAAAUCGUGUCUCCUUCGCCGAUCGAGACCAUAGACGAAAAGAAACGCCCGCCGCCGCCACCGGAGAUCGUUGUUCUGAUCGUUCGCCGCCUAGCUCUUCUCAUCGACGGAGGUGAGGGAGUUCCUCGGCCUUUUGCGAGACCACUCCGGAUUACCAUGAGCGGAUGCCCCGAGCUUCUCUUGGAUCUCGGUGGCGGAUCCACUCCUCUCUUCUUCCCGAAUGGACGCUGCUUCUCGACCGGCCGUCGUCAUUGACAACGGAACUGGGUAUACCAAAAUGGGAUUUUCUGGUAAUGUUGAACCUUGCUUCAUCAUCCCUACUGUAGUAGCUGUCAACGAAUCCUUCUUGAAUCAAUCAGAGGGUGCUAAUAAGGAAAAUUGUCUAGCACAGUAUAAUGCGGGCAUAAUGGCUGAUCUUGAUUUUUUUAUUGGAGAGGAGGCUAUUUCGCUGUCUCGCUCCAGUGGCAUAUACAAUCUCAAUUACCCUAUACGUCAUGGGCUGGUUGAGAAUUGGGAUACGAUGGAAAAAUUUUGGCAGCAAUCCAUUUUUAAUUACCUGCAUUGUGAUCCUGAAGAGCAUUAUUUUCUUCUGACUAAGAGCCCAGUCAAUUCUCCUGAAGAUCGCGAAUAUGCAGGAGAAAUCAUGUUUGAGACAUUUAAUGUCCCUGGGCUGUAUAUUGCUGUCCAACCUGUUCUUGCUCUUUCUGCUGGAUAUGCAACUUCAAAGUCUGAAAUGACAGGGGUUGUAGUUGAUAUUGGAGAUGGGGCCACACAUAUUGUUCCAGUUGUGGAUGGUUAUGUGAUUGGGAGCAGCAUCAAAUCUUUCCCAAUUGCAGGAAAUGAUGUAACUCAGUUUGUUUUGCAACUUUUACGGGAAAGAGGAGAACUUAUACCACCAGAGGACUCUCUUGAUAUAGCCCGGAAGGUGAAAGAAAUGUAUUGUUACACUUGUUCAGACAUUGUGAAGGAGUAUAAUAAACAUGAUAAGAAACCUGAUAAGUACAUCAAGCAAUGGGCGGGCAUCAAACCCAAGACUGGGGCAUCAUACUUAUGUGACAUUGGAUAUGAGCGGUUCCUUGGACCUGAGGUAUUCUUUCAUCCUGAGAUCUAUAAUAGUGAUUUUACUACUUCUUUGCCUGAUAUGAUUGACCAGUGUGUUCAGUCAUCACCAAUUGAUACAAGGAGGGCUCUAUAUAAGAACAUAGUAUUAUCUGGAGGAUCAACCAUGUUCAAGGACUUCCAUAAAAGGUUGCAGCAGGAUUUGAAGAAGAUAGUGGAUGAUCGGAUUGAUGCAUCCAAUGCCCGACAUGGGGUGGAUAUAAAAUCUCAACCCGUGGAAGUUAAUGUAGUGAGCCAUCCUAUACAGAAAAUUGCAGUCUGGUUUGGAGGUUCUGCAGUUGCAUCUAUGCCGGAAUUUUAUGAGUCUUGUCACACAAAAGAAGAAUAUGAGGAAUAUGGAGCAAGCAUAUGCCGUACCAGCCCUAUCUUUAAAGGGAUGUACUAACGUUAGGGACUGCUUCUCACUCGACAAACUUACAGUUCAUUCAUUGGUCAGAGUUGCACAUAGCAUUUUGUUCCCAAUUGCAGUUCCAGCUUUUGUGGCUGGAUUACUGAUCAGAACUGGGUGGUCUUUUAGUUGUAUAAUAGAUGCUGUAACAAACCUUGGCUUUAAUGCUGCUGUUGAUUCAUGUCUGAAAAACGCCUGUUAAUGCCCCCAAAAUGGGAGCUGUCAUUUGUACGACAGACUGUAAAUUUUGGUCACUUUUUCCAGUGCAGAAAGAUUUUCAGGUGGAUGACAAUUUAUUCA
Molecule: messenger RNA, 1885 nt
Organism: Elaeis guineensis (African oil palm)
Lineage: Eukaryota; Viridiplantae; Streptophyta; Magnoliopsida; Arecales; Arecaceae
Product: actin-related protein 3
Source: RefSeq, a predicted model, not a curated record